CCACACCCACUUCCAUGGCCACAAGAGAGAGCAACUGGGCGGUGAAGAUUAGAGACCAGCCCAUGGCCACCGAAGAGAGAAGCUGGGCGCUGGAGAUCGAUGACCAAACCGAGAACACGGGUAAUUCAGCCGAGAAGCAGCAAAGCCCGAAGCCAUCCAUAUACAGAGUUCCUGCUUACAUCAGAAGGUUGAACUGCCAUGCCUACAAGCCACAGAUCGUCUCCUUUGGGCCAUACCACCAUGGUGACCCCAACGUCAUGCCGAUGGAGGAGCACAAGGAUCGGGCCCUCACCCACUUCCUCAAGAGAGCCAAUAAGUCUCUCCAAGACGUCAGGACCGCAAUGGCGGAGGUCGUGCAGCAGCUACGGGGCGCUUAUCAGAGCCUCGACGGGAAGUGGGCGGGGGACGAGAGGUUCCUGCAUCUGAUGAUCCUUGACGGGUGCUUCAUGCUCGAGAUAAUUCGUGUCGCGACCAAGAAGCCCGAUGACGGUGGCUACGAAAUGGAUGAACCCAUCUUUAGCGACCACGGGAAUCUGUACACCGUGCCCUGCAUAAAGCGAGAUAUGAUGAUGUUCGAGAACCAGUUGCCCCUGCUUGUUUUGUACAAACUGGUUUUUGUUGAGGGUCGUGGUGAUUGCGUGGAGUACGUGAACGAACUGGUGCUGACAUUCUGGGACAAGACGUUGACGGUGGAAGGAGAACGCCGCCACCUCCUUGACAUGCUCCGACUUAGCCGGUUGGGCAAGCAAUCGUCGGCGGCCACUAGUCGUGGCCAGAAAAACAGUCCAAAAGUCUCGAUCAUCCGGUCGGCGUCUGAGCUGCGCGAGGCCGGCAUCCGCUUCAGGAAGAGCAAAUCCGACAGCCUCCUUGACAUCCAGUUCAAGCACGGUGUCCUCAGCCUGCCGAAGCUUACAGUCGACGACAGCACGGAGUACAUGUUUCUCAACCUCAUGGCCUUCGAGCGCCUCAAUAUCGGCACCGGCAACGAGGUCACUUCCUACGUCGUGUUCAUGGACAGCAUCAUCGACUCCGCCAAGGACAUCAAACUGUUGCACCACAAGCGGAUCAUCCGGAACGCAUUGGGAAGCGACACGGAAGCCGCCGAGCUGUUCAACCGCCUGGCCAAGGACGUGGUAUUCGUCCCCAACAGCAACCUCAGCAAGGUCCAAAACAAUGUCAUUACGUAUAGCCAGAAGAAAUGCAGAAGGCAUCGAGCCAACCUCUGCCGCACAUACUUCAAGAGCCCAUGGACCACCCUCUCACUCAUGGCUGCCAUCGUCUUGUUGGUCCUCACGGUGGUGCAGACCAUUUACGCAGUGUUGCAGUUCCACCUAUCUGCAUGAUCUCUGUCGCCUUAAUCAGUGAUGCUCUGCUUGGUUUGAUUUCUUUCCUUAUUUCUACGUCAUUACAUGGCUUGGCUAGAAAGAUAUUUUGAUUCAGUUGUGUUUUCCCUCAAGUUUCAAUUACCGAUAUUUGUUUGGUUCA
Musa acuminata AAA Group (dessert banana) is the source of this 1485-nucleotide messenger RNA. RefSeq names its product UPF0481 protein At3g47200-like. Bases 15 to 1343 code for a protein of 442 amino acids. The record is from RefSeq and is a predicted model, not a curated record. The transcript is spliced from 2 exons. NCBI's taxonomy places the organism in Eukaryota, Viridiplantae, Streptophyta, Magnoliopsida, Zingiberales, Musaceae.